AUGUUGUUGUGGGCUUGUACCAUUUUCCACACAGCUUUAUCCGUUGAUUUGGAUCUGCGAGGCAAGCCGGCCACACAGAGUAGCGAUUACUAUGCUAAGUGCCGCGGAGACCAAUGGUGGAGAGUUGACCUGGAGGCUGCGUACUGCUUGACAAGCAUCACUAUAGUCAACAGAAAUUAUCAGGGUUGGCGACUGACAAGUGCUGUAGUUCGUGCUGGUUUGAGUCAAGUUCACUCCCAGAACACACAGAUAGGAGAUGCAGUCACACGUACCCAGGCAACUAACGGAGCAGUGAUUGAUUUCACAUCGAAUCCGGCCAUCUCUGCUCGAUACGUUAGUGUGGAACUGUCAGGGAAUUGCCUUCAUAUGGCUGAAGUCAGGAUCAGCACAGAAGACGUCAUUACAAGAAUAAUGCCAACAAAUGUCGAUGCUACUGGUAUGACAGUCAACUGGUCUACAGUGCCCUGUGCUGAUAAUUACAGCGUGCAGUAUGCCCUGACCAACAGGGAUAACUGUGUAAACAUCAGUUCACCAUCGUACAGCAGUCCCUGCAAUAUGUGUAAGAGAAACAUGACAACUAUAAACAGUCUGAUGCCAAACUCCGGGUACACUGUGCGAGUCAAGGCUCAUGUAUACGGUGCAUACGGACCAAUAAAAACAGUAAUCGUCACAACCGCAUCAUCAGCACCGACUGGCCCACCCACUUCUGUGACACCUGGGUCUCAAGCCCAACGCAGCAUAGCUUUCUCCUGGAGCCUCCCAGCAUGUGGAAGCCGAGGCGGUGCCAUCACAGGAUACGACUAUAGGCUUAGUACAAGUGGAGCUGCACCAAUGACUGGCCAGACUACAGCAGGCCUCUCAGUUACAAUAGAUGGACUUACUCCCUAUACUUCUUACAGUUUUCAAGUUGCUGCAAGGACUAAUGAUGGGACUGGACCGUACAGUGUGGUUGUAACAUCAACAACACAAGAAGCAGCGCCCACAGUUCCUUUAGAUGUUCGCAUCCUGUCGAUAGAUUACAUGUCUGUCAGUCUGGGCUGGAGCGAACCAGAUCCACCGAAUGGACGCAUCACACACUACAAUGUUCGCUACUGGAGGAGUGGAGACAUGGGAAACAUGCUGACUGACACCAAUGUAGUGGCGCUCAUGCAUCGUGUCACGGGACUUGCAACCAGUGUGCGAGCUGUGACGUUUCCUGGUCCCGGCCCUUGGAGUGACCCUACCGAAGCAAUGACAUCAAUCGGAGUUCCUGGACCUGUUCAGGAUCUAAAUGUCACAGUGAGGACAGAGACGUCAAUAACUUUAUCCUGGAUCCCACCCCUGCAACCUGGAGGAGUCAUCACUGGUUACAUAGUGGAGUACCGUAUCUUGGAGAGGCCUUAUCAACCAGACUUCACAGCAGAGGACACAUACAAAACCAAUGAUGCUCAGCAUUCACCCUUCACAAUAACCAACCUGGAACCUGUUACUAAAUACGAGUUUAGGGUGCUGGCGAAGAAUGAAAUGUUUACAGGAAAUGAACACCGAAUGCUGGAGGUUUACACAAAGCCGAUGACAGUGCAAAUGCCAUCAGCUAGUGCCGCCGUCAUUGCUGCUGCCGUGCUUGGUGCGAUAGUUUUCGUCUUGGUCCUAAUGAUUGUCAUCGGGUGUGUGGUGUGGAAAAGACAAACUCGCCAAAAUGCCACAAAUAGUUAUCUAGUGCCCACAGCUAUGGAACUGGGUGCCAAAUCUACAACCCACGAAAGUGACUCACCAAGUGCUGCCAACCCUGACGGCGAGAUAUACGAAGAUGUUGGGCUUCCCUCCUGGGCGCGGAAACUGGAAAUCAAAUGGGAGAAUAUGAUCAUCGAUGAUGAGAUUCUUGGAAAGGGUAACUUUGGCGAGGUACGGGCAGGAGGCGUGAGGAUCAGAGGCCGAGUCACCGAAGCAGCCAUCAAAACUCUCAAAGACAACACCUCUGAUGCUGCUGUGGAUUUCAAGGCGGAGUUGCAAACGAUGGUGGGAAUAAAACCACAUCCGAACAUUGUGCGUCUCCUUGGCGCAUGUUUUUAUGAAGGCAUUCUGUAUGUGGCGCUGGAGUUUCUUCCCAAUGGCAAUCUUCGUGAUUAUCUGAGAAGCAUUCGCCCGAUGCAGAAAGGAGCUGGCCACUCAACUGACGGAGCAUCUCCGGUGACUUCUUCAAACUUGUUGAAAUUUGGCACAGACGUUGCCAAGGGAAUGGAUCAUCUGUCCAAGACAGGGAUUAUCCACCGUGACUUGGCUGCAAGGAACAUACUUCUGGCCGACGACCUGACCGCCAAAGUGUCUGAUUUCGGCCUUUCACGAGGGGAGGACAUCUACGUUCAGAAAUCCUCGACAAGGAUUCCCGUUCGCUGGUUGGCCAUCGAAUCUUUGACGCGUCGUGUCUACAAGUCCAAGAGUGAUGUGUGGUCGUUUGGCAUCUUGCUGUGGGAGAUAGCAACAUACGGAUCCACUCCGUACCCUGGUAUUGAACGCAAGUCACUGGCCGAGAGAUUGCUCGAUGGAUACCGCAUGCCCAAGCCGGACAACUGCGCUGAUGAAAUUUAUAAUCUGAUGUUGAAGUGCUGGCAGGAGGUGCCAAGUAAGCGUCCAACCUUCAAAGUACUCUACGAAACUCUCGAGAAAAUGAACUCUAAAUCGUAUGAAAAUGUUGUCUUGUCACCGACUGUCUACGAGAACUUUAUCAUCAAGCAUGAGUUUGAUGACAACUAGAUGACGUCAAUAUCUUUUGAUACGCUGUAAUGCAUCAUCUUCG
Molecule: messenger RNA, 2776 nt
Organism: Patiria miniata (bat star)
Lineage: Eukaryota; Metazoa; Echinodermata; Asteroidea; Valvatida; Asterinidae
Product: tyrosine-protein kinase receptor Tie-2-like
Exons: 20
Coding region: 1-2733 (910 amino acids)
Biological process (GO): multicellular organism development; cell surface receptor protein tyrosine kinase signaling pathway; protein phosphorylation
Cellular component (GO): signaling receptor complex
Molecular function (GO): protein binding; ATP binding; transmembrane receptor protein tyrosine kinase activity
Source: RefSeq, a predicted model, not a curated record